CUACUCUAUUGCUCAGGGCAUAAGUAUAGACCAUGUUGUAAAAUAUUGGCUCAUUAUAAUAGCUAAUGCACAAAAAUCAACAAUGGACAAAGACUGUACACAUGUGAUGCAAGUGAUGCACUUGAAUAGCUUUAUUCAUUAUGCACAAAACAAACUGAUUAAUUAUCUUCUUUAUUAGGCAUUGUGACUGCAACCUGUCAUUCAAAUUUUUGAUCCAUAUAAGCUUCCGGGGGGUAUUGGACUAUCCUUCCUGCCGAACGUACAAUGGCAUCCCUAAAGCUUACACCCAACUUGAUUCGUCCUCAUGUGUGGGCAAGAUCGCUUCAACAGCAGCCUUUUAUUGCACCCAGAAUCGCUCUUUCUCAGGUUCCUAAAACCACCUUUUUAGGCAUUCGCGCCUACUCUUCAAAACAGACCGAAAUACAUACAGCCAUACGUGAUCUCGGUGUUAUUGCUAAUUAUAUUCCUCCUGAAACUUCACCUUCAAUUACUGACUUUGCAAACUGGCGUUUAACGAAAUGGAGAAACUUGAAAAACAGUGUACAAAACUUGUUAAGCGUUGGUCUUAUCAAACGUAAAUCUUUGUAUGAUAAUUGGAACUCUUCAAGAUUCCUUGCUGAAGCUUUGGAAACUUAUAAAGAUAUGAAUGAUGCAUUUGCAAGAGGUGAUCGUGAAGUACUGGAAGAAGUCUGUUUGGAUUCCAUGUUCUCCAACUUGAAAAACCAAAUAAAAGGUCGCAGUAACGUACGUUGGGAAUGGAAAUAUCAUGGUGAAGUAGAGGCACCCAAGAUUGUUUGUAUUCGUUGCAUUAGUCCAACAGGCUUUAGUAAACAUGGUUUUGCUAUUGGACAAGUCACAGUCAAAAUGUUUACUAAACAGUCAAUGGCAGUCUAUGACAAGAAGAACAAGUUAGUUGGCGGAGAUCCUAACAAGAUUCACAACAUAUUAGAAUACAUUGUAUUCCAAAAGACCAUUUCAAAUCCUGAAGAUAUUUGGAGAGUCUAUGGAAAAGUAGCAUCACCUGAUAAAUUAAUAAAACAAUAGAUGUAUAGUUUCUUAGUAGUAGCACUUGAUAAUUUGUUUCUUCAUUCUAUAUUACUCUUGUAGUUUGUUUUAUUUCAUUU
This is a messenger RNA of Rhizopus microsporus ATCC 52813, 1124 nucleotides long. Its product is annotated as Tim44-domain-containing protein. The transcript has 7 exons. The coding region runs from base 265 to 1044 and encodes 259 amino acids. The record is from RefSeq and is a predicted model, not a curated record. Lineage: Eukaryota; Fungi; Mucoromycota; Mucoromycetes; Mucorales; Rhizopodaceae. Gene Ontology annotation, cellular component: mitochondrion.